Molecule: messenger RNA, 267 nt
Organism: Bipolaris oryzae ATCC 44560
Lineage: Eukaryota; Fungi; Ascomycota; Dothideomycetes; Pleosporales; Pleosporaceae
Exons: 1
Source: RefSeq, a predicted model, not a curated record
CGUAUUCUCCCCAUGACACAAAUGCACAUCUAUGUGCUUGUGCAACAUGUCCUGCUGCCAUCCAUAUUCAGUCUUUAUCUCGUCGCCCCGUGUUCCAUACGGCAAUCAUCUACCACACUUGGCAACGGGUCGUGUUCUUGUUUUGACUCAACCCUGACCCUGGUACCUUCUCCCGACAGGUCCGGAGUUUGGUUCCGACCUACACACGUUCACCCAGCGUUACAGAUGACAUGUUGUGUCCAUAUCGGAUCCAUCGAAGACAUCUAG